This is a messenger RNA of Drosophila innubila, 1984 nucleotides long. It is a transcript of the gene r-l, whose product is annotated as uridine 5'-monophosphate synthase. The transcript is spliced from 3 exons. Gene Ontology annotation, molecular function: orotidine-5'-phosphate decarboxylase activity; orotate phosphoribosyltransferase activity. Gene Ontology annotation, biological process: 'de novo' UMP biosynthetic process; 'de novo' pyrimidine nucleobase biosynthetic process. The record is from RefSeq and is a predicted model, not a curated record. Bases 148 to 1629 code for a protein of 493 amino acids. NCBI's taxonomy places the organism in Eukaryota, Metazoa, Arthropoda, Insecta, Diptera, Drosophilidae.
CUCUGACUUUAUUAUUUGUUGAUUUUUAGCGGCAGUCGGACGUGUUUUCAAUUUGGGUCCAGCUUACACGUGUGUAAUAAACGUGGUUAAUUGCUGACUUAAGUCCAGGUUAAACAUUUGCUUAAACGAAAUAAAAGAAUAGCCAAAAUGCUCGCCAACAACUCAGACCAAAUUAAGGCGCUUGCGUUGAAACUGUUUGAAAUCAAUGCUUUCAAAUUCGGGGAUUUUAAAAUGAAGGUGGGCAUUAAUUCGCCCGUAUACUUUGAUUUACGUGUGAUUGUCAGCUAUCCAGAUGUUAUGCAAACAGUCUCCGAUCUGUUGGUGGCGCACAUCAAGGAGCUGCAAUUAAGCUCAAAGCACGUCUGCGGAGUUCCGUACACGGCGCUGCCACUUGCCACAAUUGUGUCGCUGCAGCAGAACACGCCGAUGCUUGUCCGUCGCAAGGAGGCUAAAGCGUAUGGCACCAAGAAGCUCAUCGAGGGCAUCUAUCAUGCCGGCGACACCUGUCUGAUAGUUGAGGAUGUGGUCACUUCUGGCUCCAGUAUACUGGACACCGUGCGGGAUCUGCAGAGCGAGGGAAUUGUUGUCACCGAUGCAGUUGUUGUCGUGGAUCGUGAACAAGGCGGAGUCGCCAACAUAGCCAAGCACGGCGUGCGCAUGCAUUCUCUGUUUACGCUCUCAUUCCUGCUGAACACGUUGCUCGAGGCCGGACGUAUCGAGAAGACAACAGUGGAUGCGGUGGCCAAGUAUAUUGCGGCGGUACAGAUAAACAGCGAUGGAACAUUUAUAGGCGGCGAUAAGCGCGAUCCCACUGAAGCCAAUGACUUUGCUCGCACUAAACUGACCUAUGGGAGUCGUGCCAACUUGGCCAAAAGUUCGAUUGCGAAACGGCUUUUCAAUCUGAUGGACAGCAAGCAAACGAAUCUUUGUUUGGCUGCUGAUCUGACCAAAUCGGAUGACAUUUUGGACAUGGCCGACAAGUGUGGACCAUACAUUUGUGUGCUCAAGACACAUGUAGACAUCAUCGAAGAUUUCAGUGAGAGCUUCAUUAGCAAUCUUCAAGCGUUGGCCAAGCGUCAUAACUUUUUAAUUAUGGAGGAUCGCAAGUUCGUGGACAUUGGCAACACAGUAUCACUGCAGUACAGCAAAGGCAUCUACAAGAUAUCCUCUUGGGCUGAUCUGGUGACGGCUCACACGCUGCCUGGUCGCAGUAUUCUGCAGGGACUAAAGACAGCCCUUAGUGGUGAUGAUGCUGUCAAGGAGCGCGGUGUUUUCCUUUUGGCCGAAAUGUCGUCCAGUGGAAAUCUAAUCGACGAUAAAUACAAGGAAAAUAGCAAUAAAAUUGCCACUGAAGGAGGCGAUGUGGAUUUUGUAGCCGGCAUCGUUUGUCAGUCUGCUAAUUGUUUUGCCUUUCCCGGUCUGAUACAAUUAACUCCGGGCAUUAAGAUCGACGAGAGUGUAGAUAAGCUGGGUCAGCAGUAUCAAUCGCCAGAGUCGGCGGUCAAGGAGCGUGGUGCCGACAUUGGCGUUGUCGGACGUGGCAUAUUGCAGGCAAACAAUGUCCAGCAGGCUGCGAUCAACUAUCGUGAUCGCCUUUGGGCCGCCUACACCGAACGUAUUGCCAAAUAGGCGUGUCAUUUGUUAUCGAAGUACAACUUACCUUAACUUGUAUUGCUUCCCAAUUUUUAUAGACAUUUAAUUAGUCUAAAUGUAUGGUUUUGGUCUUUAGAUAAGCGCAAAAAGACAAGAGAAUUUUGUAUCGAUUUAAAACACAAAUAGUUACGAAUUUUCAAAAACAAUUUUAUAUAUUAAGUUAAAAAGUUUGCUACAAAUACAAAUAUUAAUAAAAUGUUUUGUUCAACUUCAUUAAAAAUGUUACAAUUGAUUUAGUAAGAAGCCAAACACUGCAAAACGUAGCUAUAAUCGCCGGACAAAUCAUCCUGUAAAUGAAACGAAAAAAAUAUAUGUUUUUUUAUAACUAUAA